This is a messenger RNA of Acanthochromis polyacanthus (spiny chromis), 5790 nucleotides long. RefSeq names its product angiotensin I converting enzyme 2 (gene ace2). The record is from RefSeq and is a predicted model, not a curated record. Gene Ontology annotation, molecular function: metallopeptidase activity; peptidyl-dipeptidase activity. Gene Ontology annotation, biological process: proteolysis. The transcript is spliced from 19 exons. Gene Ontology annotation, cellular component: plasma membrane. Lineage: Eukaryota; Metazoa; Chordata; Actinopteri; Pomacentridae. The coding region runs from base 3117 to 5534 and encodes 805 amino acids.
UGCAGCGUCAAAGCAGCCAAAGCGCAAAGGAAGCGGCGCGCCAGCAUGCCAAAAUAAAAAUCUGGGUCAAGUGGAAAUCGAGCAAGCGAUGGAGGAUAAGUCUGCAAAACUGAUAUCAAACGCGCAAAAUAUAGACGAAGACACGAUAUAAAGUAGCAGCAUAGAGCUGAUCUUAAAAGAGCCCGGCUUUAAAGAUACAAAUAUUGUUCCAUCAUCAGUCUGGGAAUCCUUCGGCUUUUAUUUUCUUGCUCCGUUCUCGCUUUUCCGACCUCGCCGUGGUUGUUUGUGUGCGGAUUGAUGCUGCCUGGAUCUGUGGCCUGAAGAAUGUGCAGGCAGAGAGGAUGAGAGGAGGCUGAGGGAAAACCCGGAGAUGUGGAUGUGUGCGGACAGGGAAUGGUCAUGAAGACCACGGCCAAGUUCUUCCUCAUGUCAGGACACUCUGAGAACAUGUUUCCUGAAGAGCAGGUUUGAACAUCAGUGAAGUUGCUUCAACCUUCACCAUUUUAGCACAGCGUGACUCAUCUUACUUCCCAACUAAUCCAAAAAUGAACAAAGCUGCAAACAUCUUCUGCCCCAUGAAGGCCAGCACUAAUUUCUGAAAGUGGCCACACUCUGGUAAUUAUGCAAAACUUUGAGCUUCAAUGCAGUUUUAAACAGAUGAGUUAUAUAAAAACCUGACCACCCACACACUUAUCAUCAACGGGAAUUAGCCAUAAAGAUACAUAAAUAUGUUUAUUUGUGCUGUAGCUUUGGGCAUUUUAACAUGAGGGUUUUUGAGGAUUGACUCUCUUAUAGAAUCGGCCUAAAGUGGUCGUUCAUGGCGCUGCCUGUUUUAAGCACUGGUGCAUCUUUGUUUUUGUUUUUUUUCAGUUUUCAGCCUUUUGCUCUGAUGCUUGGCCGUGUAUCACUUCUGUUCCCCUAAUCCAUACUUGUCACAGAUGGAUUGCUUUCUUUAAGUGAUGAUAAUCUAAAAUAAAUCACAAGUUUAAAUAUCUGACAUUUUCUUCACAAAAUAUGUACUUUACCUGAAAUAAACAGAGCAGACUCUGUACUGCACAGCCUGUCAUUUUGCUAGAAAUACCCAUGAAAUGAUAGAACUGCAUUCUUUUGACCUCUAAAGCCCCUCAAAACCUUCUGUGCAGAAUAAAAAGAGAAUCACCAUACUUCCUAACAUUAUCCAUUAUUUUAUUUGGGUAAUAAUUACUGGAUUGUUUGCUGAAAACACAUUACUGUGUUUAACACCCUGAAGACAAUGGAAAUGCCAAAAAUAGAGGAUACAUUAAUGAAGGAGCAGUUUGUUAUCCCUGACAUUUUGAUUUGAUCUGUAUUUGUGUCUUUUUGGAUUCAUUUAUAGAAAGAAAAUCCAGUUGUUUGGAUGAUGUGUUUGCAUCUGCACUCCACAUCAGAUGUUCUUUGAUGCAACGCUGCCGUUUUCAUUCGAUGCUUUUCCGAUAAGGCAAUCAAAAUGCACAAUUCUUUUUCUGCACAAACCGCCUUGUGAAGUUCAUCUGAAGCUAAUAAUUGGCAGUGUAAGCUUUCUGGGUGCAACAAAUUACCUACCAGUGUUGUUUUUCUCCACCAAACUCCCUUUUUGUGUUGUUUCCGUGAUGAGCUGCAGUGGGGCGGCAGUAACACAAAAAGUGAAUUUCAUUAUUCCAUUCCAUCUCAUCCCAUGAAACAGAAAUACGUUUGGACACACUGGUCCCAGCUGACCUUUUAUGCAGCACUUCUACCCAGAACCAAAACUGUGAAUGUUGUUACCUACAUUGGAAUCACAGGAAAUGGAUCCCUUUAUGACCAGUAUGGACAGAAGGGGCUACCAGAAAAGGUUUUAGUGCACAAAUAGCCAUGUUACUGUUGGUUAAGAGUCAGAGAGACCACUUUUAAUGAGCAUGGUGAUACCAACAGUUUCCAUAGGAAGGCGCUGUUGUGUCAAGUUAAGUCACCAGGGAUGUAAAACUUCUGCAUUUGCUGCUCUGAUGGAAACAGGAUCAGUAAGGAUAGAGAAACUCAGAAAGCACAAAUAAAUCAGUCAGAAGGUCCAGAAAACUGAGUGGUUUUAUGCUGCUGCUGCAUUUAUAACUCAGUUAAAUGUUUUUUUAAUGGAUUUUUAGUGAAUUAUUGAUUUGUUAGUAGCAGCAAAAGCAGAUGACUAAUAUUCUAUUAUCUACCAAUCUGUUGGUGUUGGUAAUAAAUGUGAAUAACAAACCUUCGUGGCUGAUUUUUUAUCAGCGUUUAUGGCUCAACAGUGCAUGGUCUGCAUUUUAUCCAGUGCUGGGAAAUGCGCCAGAACCAGAUAAGGAGGUUGAAGACUCAUCUGAAGCUGUUGUUUCCUGUUUUCUUGAUAUUUUCACCUCAAAUUGUUGCGAUUGUUUAAGAAAUGUCAGAGAAAGUCCACAGAAAACCCAUGAGCACAUGAACAAAAUUGGUAUUAGUUUGUGUUUUGGGUUCUCAGAUUACAUUUUAGUUGUUGUAAAUAAUCUAAAUUAAAAGCAAGUACAUUCCCAAAUAGAACAGAUAAAGAAAAUCUAAUAAUUAAAGGAAAUUCCAUAAGUUGAGAAAAAGCCAAAUGUCAAAAACCAAAAAAGGAGCAGUCAGUGGAAGCAAUCUCAUUCAUGUUUUGCUCAUUAUGUAUUGUAUUUUGGAGUCUUUUACUGAACCUUAGGUGCAGAUUUUUUUGUAUAGUACUGUCAUAUAAAAUUACACUUGAUUUAUCGUGUAUUAAUUGUAAUCGUGCACCCCUGUUCAUAACAGCAGGCCUUUAAUUUUAUACAAAAGGUUUUAGAUUUUUUUGUGACAACUGGCUGACAGCCAACAGAAAGAGACCUUAUCCCAAGAAAUCACCAUAAAAAUAGAACUAACUGUCCACGUGAAAAAAGAGAUAGAGUGUCUUUUGUGACUGAUAAUAUAUCAAACACAGACUCCCUCCAAUGUGAAGACAGCCCACUGACAUUCCCUGUUCCUCUGAAACAUCCUAUCUGUAAACACCCUGGGUUAUGGCUCUACUGUCCAAAGGCCAAGGCAGCACAGAAGGUUGUUGAAACUGUAUAACAGAGUACAGUGUCCCUCCUUUUCACAGUUAGUUUGUGCUUGUGGAUGAAGCUGAAGCAGCCAAGAUGUCUGCUAAGAUUCUUGUAGCGUUGCUGGCUGUGUCCUGUGCCGUUUCUGCACAGACGGACAUGGAGAACCGGGCGAGGGAGUUCCUGAAGGAUUUUGACACGAACGCCACUGAACGUAUUUACCAGAGAUCCCUGGCAUCAUGGGCAUACAACACCAACAUCACAAAGGAGAAUUCAGACAAAAUGUCAGAACAGGAUAGAAUAUGGCAAGAAUUCUACACUAAGAUGUCGGAAGAGUCCCUUCAGUUCAAUGUGGACCAGAUCACGGACCCAGAAAUCAAGAUACAGCUUAUAUCCCUUCAAAACAAAGGCUCUGGUGCUCUGUCCGCAGAUAAACUUGCCCAUCUGAAUAAGGUGAUGAAUGAGAUGAGUACGAUCUACAGCACAGCGACGGUGUGUCUGAUCGACGACCCGCUGAACUGCCAGACUUUGGAACCAGGCCUGGAGGAUGUGAUGGCCAACAGCGAAAACUACGGCGAGCGUCUCCAUGUGUGGGAGGGCUGGAGGAGGCAGGUGGGCCAGAGGAUGAGGCCUCUGUACGAAGACUACGUGGACCUGAAGAACGAAGCUGCUAAACUCAACGGUUUUGAAGAUUAUGGCGCUUACUGGAGAUCCGACUAUGAGACCAUUGAGGACGAGCCUCUGUACAAGUACACCGGAGAUCAGCUGAUGGAUGACGUCCGUUCCAUAUAUAAACAGAUUUUACCUUUAUACAAGGAGCUGCAUGCCUAUGUGAGAGCCAAGCUUAUAGAGAAGUACCCAGGACACAUCGUUUCAGACGGACCUCUGCCGGCCCACCUGCUCGGUGACAUGUGGGGAAGAUUCUGGUCCAACCUGUACCGCCUGGCAGUUCCCUUCCCUAACCAGACAGAUAUUGAUGUCAGCGACACCAUGGUGGAGAAGGGUUGGACUGAGGAGAGGAUGUUUAAAGAAGCAGAAAAGUUCUUCAUGUCUGUGGGACUGUACAAGAUGUUUGACAACUUCUGGAAUAACUCCAUGCUGGAGAAACCUGAUGAUGGACGCUCGGUGGUCUGCCACCCCACAGCCUGGGACAUGGGAAACAGGGAGGACUUUAGGAUCAAAAUGUGCACCUUGGUCAACAUGGACCACUUCCUCACAGUGCACCAUGAAAUGGGCCACAACCAGUACCAGAUGGCUUACCGGAACCUGCCCUACCUUCUGAGGGACGGAGCCAAUGAGGGUUUCCACGAGGCUGUUGGAGAAAUCAUGUCCCUGUCUGCUGCAACGCCCAAACACCUGCAGAGCGUCGAUCUCCUGCACGCUAACUUCACUUACAAUAAUUACACAGAGAUCAACUUCCUGCUGAAACAGGCGCUCACCAUUGUGGCCACGCUUCCGUUCACGUACAUGCUGGAGGAAUGGAGGUGGCAGGUGUUUGCAGGGAACAUCACCAAAGACGAGUGGAUGAAACGCUGGUGGGAGAUGAAGAGGGAGCUGGUUGGGGUGGUGGAGCCAGUGCCAAGAGAUGAGAGCUACUGUGACCCCCCUGCUCUGUUCCACGUAUCCGGAGACUAUUCUUUCAUCAGGUACUUCACCAGAACCAUCUACCAGUUUCAGUUCCAAAAAGCUCUCUGCGAUGCUGCCAAUCACACGGGUCCGUUGUCGUCAUGUGACAUCACUGGUUCUACUGCAGCAGGAACCAAGCUGAGAAAUAUGCUGGAGAUGGGAAGGUCCCAGUCCUGGACCCGGGCUUUGCAGACGAUAGCUGGUGAUGUUAAGAUGGAUGCCGGCCCCCUGUUAGACUACUUCCAAGAACUUCACGACUGGCUGAAGGUGGAGAACCAGAACCACAAAAGGACUGUAGGCUGGAGGACGGACAGAGAUCCAUUUUCAGAGAACGCCAUCACAGUGAGACUGAGUCUGAAGGCUGCGAUGGGCGAUGGAGCUUAUCCCUGGAAUGACAACGAGCUGUACCUGUUCAAGGCCAACAUUGCUUAUAUUAUGAGGCAGCACUACAGCCAGAAGAACCAGAGCAUUCACUUCACAGCAGAAAACAUCCUCAACAGCGAGCCCACACCCAGAAUCUCCUUCGAAUUCGUGGUGAGCGACCCAGCGAGCCCCUCCAUAUUCAUCCCAAAGAGUGAGGUGGAGGCUGCCAUCCGGACAUAUCGAGGUCGACUCAAUGACGCCUUCAUGUUAGACGACAAGACGCUAGAGUUUGUGGACAUCAUGCCGACGCUGGCCCCUCCAGUGCAGCAGCCCGUGGUGGUUUGGUUGGUGGUGUUUGGUAUCGUCAUGGGCAUCGUGGUGCUGCUGGGCGUCUACCUCAUCGUUGAUGGCAUCAGAGAGCGCAAUAAGAAACCUACAGAGGUAACUGCAGAGAACCCCUAUGAUGCUGAUGGACACAGUAACAAAGCCUAUGAGGACAGUGAAAGUGAACUAACCGGACUCUGAGUGCGCCGCUGAAGAACAGAGGGAACUACUUCAUGCUACAGUAGUGUCAUAGUCGCCGUCCACGAAUUGGACGGUGAAGCUUUAUAAUCACUUUUCCCACCAGUGCUGCUUGGCCUCUCAUCAACAUUAACAAUACUGUUAAAUGUGAAUAUGUGUUAGAGUUUUAGUUUUGAGCUGCACAGCUGUUGUAUAGUUAGUAUCUCUGUUAACAAAAGCACUAAUUCCUGUAUAAUAAAUGUACUUCCAUGUGAAUGUC